AUUACUGUGAGAGACUGGGCUCUAGGCGCGGGAAUCGUUUUGACAAGAUGGCGGACUUCUAGACCAAAAGUGUGCUCCAAGUAUUCCCACUAAAUAACGAAUCUCCAGUUCAAUAUGUUCGGUCAAGGCGGUGCUAAACCUCCGGGAGGUACGGGAUUUAGCUUUGGAACAACUGGUGCAACCACUACCCCCGCUACAGGGUUUUCUUUCGGGACUCCGGCCGCCGCUAGCACCGCACAAAACGCUGCCCCUACAGGCCUCACCGCCACACCAGCUGCCACAGGGAGUGGCUUUCAGUUUGGCACGGCAGCCCCUGGAGCUGCAGGAGUCAGCUUCAAACUAGGAACAGCAUCUGCUCCUUCCACAACACCAGCCACUGGGUUUUCAUUUGGGGGGAGUACAGCUCCUGCAUCUGGGCUAUCAUUUGGAUCGGUAGCAGCUUCAACUUCAGCAAGCACUGGUCUUUCGAUUUCAGGACUGUCAUCAACCACACCAGCUUCAUCUGGCUUUGGAUCAGGUCUCAAGUUAGGAACUACUACCAACACUACUACUCCCAGCCUAUCACUGGGUUUGACACCCCAAGCAACAUCAGCCACGCCCAGUCAGGGGCUAUCCCUCGGCACCUCCACUGCUGCACCCACUACUGGCUUGACCCUAGGUACUUCUGCACCCGGUCUAACCCUGGGCGCUACCCCAGCGACAACAUCUACAGGAUUUUCAGGAAUUCAGCUUGGUGCUUCUGCAACACAGUCAACAGGGUUUACUCUUGGUAGCAGCACAGCCACAAGUACUCCUAGCUUAGGGCUGGGUGGAUUUAAACCACCUGCUUCUACCACAGCCGCAAGCUCUGCCUCUGGGUUCUCAUUGGGAGGGACAGCGCUUGGCUCAACUGCACCUGGGUCAACCAUUACAGCACCAGCAUCAACAGGUAUUACCACUGGUUUUGGGAGCCUGACUGCCAAAAGUACUGCAAGCACUGUUGCUUCAGCGGUGCCAACAGCGCUGACAAGUACAGCGCCUCAGUUAACAUAUAAACAGUUAGAGGAUCACAUAAAUAAGUGGGCUCUUGAAUUGGAAGACUAUGAACGCACUUUUCUGGACCAGGCAGCGCAGGUCAAUGCAUGGGACAGACUGCUAAUGGAAAAUGGAGAAAAAAUAACUGAAUUGAACUCUGGAGUUGAGAGUGUUAAAGCUGAACAAAAAAGAUUGGAUGAGGAACUAAAUUUCAUAUCUGCCCAACAAAGAGAACUUGAGGAUCUGUUAAAACCUCUUGAAGAUGAACUGAAGAAAAACUCUGUGGGGACCAGCCAGCUUCAGCAUGCAGACAGAGAAAGAGAGUUUACAUAUGGGUUGGCAAAAGAUAUUGAUGGGCAACUGAAGCAGAUGGUUACAGACCUAAAGUCCAUUAUUGACCACCUGAAUACGACAAGCUCUACACAGCAGGAAAAUGAGGACCCAAUUGUGCAAGUCAGCAAGAUUUUGAAUGCACACAUGAAUUCGUUGCAGUGGAUUGAUCAAAAUGCAGCUCUACUACAGAGAAAGGUGGAUGAGGUGGCGAGUCUUAGUGAGAUCAGAAGAAAGGAACAAGAACGCAACUUCAGACUGGCAUUUGACUAGAAAUGGAAAGGCCCCAAAACCACAACAAAUUGGUAGCAAUGAUUAUCUUCACUUUUACUUCAUUGGUGAUUUGAAAUGCAUGCCUUACUUCAACAUCCAAGAUGGAAGCAAUGGUGUUUAGCAGUUUCCCCCAUCAGCAACAAGGCCAGCAAUGACACACUGUUAAAGUGUUCUUGCAUAUGCCCAUUCCGAUACCUCUACUUGCUUUACUGUACUAGCUACAACAUACAGUAACAUCCAUGCAAUUAUUUGAAAUAACUAGUCAUUGAUAGUUUCAUAUUGAAUACAGAAGCAUAAAAUGACUCAAUCAACCAGUGACCUUUCGUGGCCUGAAGGGAAUUUUCCCAAUUGACUCUCACUUAUUGCCUAUAAGUUUUGUUUAUUUGAAUCAUUUAUAAGAAAAAAAAAAACUUAUGUUGUACAAGUUAACUGUUCACACUUCAGUAUUGUAUAUACAGAGGGUGCUAGGUGCAGUCUCAUUGCUUGUUUAGCAUGCUGCACAUCAAAAUACUGCCUGUUCAGAAACACAUAAUCUGGGUACCAGUCUCCUACUAAUUCUCGUUUCGCAAAGCAGCUGAGCAUCACUAAAUGAGAGAAGUAGUUGGGGACUGGUAUCCACAGUAAGGAACACAGCAAUUUACAAUGCAACAUUGUUCUUGAGUUCAUAAGGCAUGUAUGGUCUGCCUAUUCGGCCAAUAAAAGCUAUGCAUUCUGCAUUCACUUUCUGUACCGAACUUAGAUGUAGAAUAAAACAGACGCAGGUUUAUGUA
Nematostella vectensis (starlet sea anemone) is the source of this 2387-nucleotide messenger RNA. RefSeq names its product nuclear pore glycoprotein p62. Gene Ontology annotation, biological process: protein import into nucleus; RNA export from nucleus. The record is from RefSeq and is a predicted model, not a curated record. NCBI's taxonomy places the organism in Eukaryota, Metazoa, Cnidaria, Anthozoa, Actiniaria, Edwardsiidae. The transcript is spliced from 12 exons. Gene Ontology annotation, molecular function: phospholipid binding; structural constituent of nuclear pore. Bases 115 to 1617 code for a protein of 500 amino acids. Gene Ontology annotation, cellular component: nuclear pore; nuclear pore central transport channel.